Molecule: messenger RNA, 2580 nt
Organism: Bombyx mandarina (wild silkworm)
Lineage: Eukaryota; Metazoa; Arthropoda; Insecta; Lepidoptera; Bombycidae
Biological process (GO): regulation of transcription by RNA polymerase II
Cellular component (GO): nucleus
Molecular function (GO): zinc ion binding; RNA polymerase II transcription regulatory region sequence-specific DNA binding; DNA-binding transcription factor activity, RNA polymerase II-specific
Source: RefSeq, a predicted model, not a curated record
AUUGUUCUUCUCCUGCAGUUACCGAACGCAACGCGAGAGGUGGACAAUCUGCUAACUGAGAAAAUCAAAAUCAUGGUCCUGACCAAGGAAGCUGUGGAUAGGGAGAGAGACGAGAAGAGAUCCAGUGAAACGUACAUGAAUUUGUUAUAUAAGUGUGACGAUUGCGUCAUCGGUUGGAAUAAUGAAAACGUUUACAAGAAACACUUUGAGAGGCACAAUAGGUCGAACGGGCAUUACCUGUGCCAGAUCUGCACUCAAGUGUUCAAAGGCCACUCGGAGUACCUGUACCAUCAGAAGAACCAUCAUACCAGGUACAUAUGCGUGGUGUGCGGGAAACGUUAUCGGGGCUUGGAGUCUUGUAUUGUCCACUACAACACCGAACACGGGUCGGAUCGCACCUCGAUACCGACUAAGGAGUACUGCUGCGCCAACACCGAGUGCUACUUCACAACGAGUAAAAAAAGCGCAUACACCAAGCACGUGGCGAGUCACAAGCCCAAGCCAGAAUGCGGGAUCUGCUACAAGCAAUUCGCCAACAAUCACACUCUGACAUUGCACAUAAGGAAGGUUCACGACAAGAAAAAUCGCACGUUCAAAUGUCAGCUCUGCGGGAGUGAGUAUAAGAGUCGGGGGGGCUUGAAGCACCACACGUCAUCGACUCAUGAUGUCAUCAAGUACUACUGCCCGCAGUGCGGGAAGGAGUUCAACUCUAAAUACACCCUCCGCAACCACGCCAAGCACUUGCACCAGGACACCGAGAAGAGAUUCACCUGCCACGACUGCGGCGACAGGUUCAUGCUGAAGAGCUACCUCAGGACGCACAUCGAGAUGCAGCAUUUGCAUAUUGAGCACGGGUGCCGGGAGUGCUCGAAGAUAUUCAGGACGGAAACGCUACUGAAGAAGCACGUGAAGCGAUCGCACGGAAACGUUUCGGUCGUCAGAGAGAGGAUCCUUUGUCAUCAGUGCGGCAAGGAGUACAGGACUGAAUUUCAAAAUACAUUAGUAUGUACUUAUUGUCACGAGAUCCUGAGGAAGAUAGAACUCUUCAAGUCACAAGUGGAGGAAAGCAUGCAAAUAUUGAAUAAACAGAUAUUUCAUACAAACGAAAAUAAAAUAAAGAAAUGUAAUAACUUAACGUCAUCAAAUGUCACCAGUAUUGAAAUAAAUUUUCUAAGCGAAGACACCAACGUAAAACCUGGAAAAAACUUUGUAUUGAUUGUGGAAGACACCAAUAAUGAAUUUCUUGAAGAAAAACACCAUAUUUCGGGACGAGAAGCGAUGGUGGAUUUUGAAAAUGGUAAAUCAUCACCGAACGAUACAGACGUGAAGAUAGAAAGCGAUAGUUCCGAUUUAGAGACUGCGCUGCCUUUGUCACAGAUAAAAGAGAAAAAACGUAAAAAUGCUGUCAGGGGAAUGUGUGCGAUAAAGAAGACGAAAACUGAGAUGACAUCUGAUGCCUCUCCGUACAUGGACGAAAGUUACGUCGGCAAGCUGACGAUGCUGACACUGACGCGUGAGGAACUGGAGUUAGAGAGAGACAGAAUGAGAACGGAGGAGAACUAUUUACGGUUGCCUUACAAGUGCGAGGACUGCAUCGUGGGUUAUAAUAAGGAUGUUUUUCUGAAGAGACAUCUGCGAGAGAGACAUAUCAAGAGAGAGAACGCUGAUGUGAUUGUGUGCGAGAUAUGUAAGUCGACGUUCAACGACAAAAGGUCGUACGUGCCGCACCACAGGAGACAUUUCAUUAGAUACGAAUGUAACACGUGCGGGAAGCGGUAUAUCGACGAACGCGCUGUGGUCAGUCACUACAAUGAGAAGCACGGUGCAGAGGGCGCCACCGUCCGGAACAAGUUCAGGUGUAAUAUACGCGGCUGCGCUUACGAAACUCACUCGUACCGCGGCUUCGUCUACCACAGGUCGAAGCACGAGAGCUACCCUUGCGAGAAAUGCGGCAAGGUCUAUGGGAAAUGGGUGCAGCUGCGCUCCCAUAUGUACGGCGUCCACAACAAGAAGGUGACGUCGUACGCGUGCCCGCUCUGCCCAAAGCAGUACCGGCAGCGCUGCGGUCUGCGCGCCCACACGCGGGCGACCCACGGCGGCGCCCUCUACCGGUGCACUCUCUGCCUCAAACAGUUCAGCACUGACAACAACCUGCGAAGGCACCUCGCCGGACACUCGCGUCACGCCGCCCUGCAACCCAACAGGUACACGUGCGAUAAUUGCGGUGCGAAGUUCCCUACGAAGUCUCGUCUGAAGGGGCACAUCGAGUGGGUACAUUUGAAGAUAUCGAACCACCGAUGCAACAUUUGUCUGAAGAUGGUUCGUACAGCAAGGUCGCUGAAAAACCACAUAGCCUAUGUCCACGAAAAGCAGAAGGUGCCCAGGGACCACAUCUGCGAUUACUGCGGCAAAGCGUUCACGCGCCGUUCGCUCAAGUCCCACAUGGAUACGCACACGGGGGCGCGCCCGCACCGCUGUACGCACUGCGGCGCCGCAUUCACGCAUUCCGCGACGCUUUACAACCACAAAAGACUUCUACACAAUGCGGGGUCGCGUCAGACUAGUGCGCCGUGAGGACAA